This is a messenger RNA of Maylandia zebra (zebra mbuna), 2736 nucleotides long. RefSeq names its product cold shock domain containing C2, RNA binding b (gene csdc2b). Gene Ontology annotation, cellular component: cytoplasm. NCBI's taxonomy places the organism in Eukaryota, Metazoa, Chordata, Actinopteri, Cichliformes, Cichlidae. The record is from RefSeq and is a predicted model, not a curated record. Gene Ontology annotation, molecular function: mRNA 3'-UTR binding. Gene Ontology annotation, biological process: regulation of mRNA stability.
CAGCACCCCCCCCUACACUCGCCCCGCCUCUCUCUUCGUCACAUCAGGGUUUUCCGUCGAUCUGCGCGGAUUUGGCUUAUUUAUUUAAUUACUCGUUAUAUAAUACGCACUGACUUAAAACACACGCACUCACUCCCUGUCCGUCCUCAGCCUACUAACGGAACAGAUGCACUAGUCCUCCUAACAGACCUGAGGCAACAGCGCUGACCUGAAUUUCCCCCAGACCUGUUUCCCAAACUGAGGCGGGCCCCUCUGAGCAUACGGGCUAACAGAUACACAGGAAGACAGACAGCAGUGUCAGCAGCUACAUCUACAACAUCCCCCCACCCCUAAAUCGUCCUCUUCUUUAUCACGUCUGACAUGGCGGACCCCAGUCUCACAUCGCCCUCUGGGACCCCUCUGCGUUCCCCCAGCAGCUCUGUCACCCUAUCCUUCCCCUUCUUGAGCGAGAGGAGCCGGGUGUGGGAGGAAGGAAGGGAGCAGCCCCUGCCGCGAGAACUGCCCAGCCCACUGCCGACCAAACGCACCCGCACAUACUCUGCCACUGUGCGUGCUCACUCAGGUCCAGUUUUUAAAGGAGUAUGUAAGAACUUCUCCAGGUCACAAGGUCACGGUUUCAUCCAACCUUCCCACGGCGGUGAAGACAUCUUUGUUCACAUCUCAGACAUCGAGGGGGAAUACGUCCCAGUCGAGGGAGAUGAAGUCACAUACAAAGUAUGCCGGGUCCCACCCAAAAACCUGAAGGUGCAGGCGGUGGAGGUGAAGAUCGCACACCUCAAGCCAGGAACGAAACAUGAGACCUGGUCUGGGCAGAUCAUCAGCUCGUAGGGAGAGAGCUGUGGGCCUGUUGGGCUGCACUGGACUGGAUUUGGUGUGCGCUGAAAGAGGGGCUCUGGGACUGACACUUUUUUUUUAAAGGUUUUCCUUUCACAGAAAACAUGCCCGGUGUUAAUAAGAGUCAAUAAUGAAGUUGUUUUUGUGUCUACCCUACAGAGCUGACAUGUCCUGUUCAAAAGUGUCCACUGCUCUCAUGAAUUUUGUUUGGGAUUGUAAACUGACCUGUGAGAGCUUUGAAAGGAUGGGUCUGUAAAGGAUGAAAAAGUAGAAAAGACAUCAUGCUGUUAUAUUAUUCUGAAAACUGACAUAAGUGAGGAGUAAACUGGGCAGAGAAAGUUGAACAACAGGCUGGAUUCGGUUUUACUUCCCCUGAUAGCAGCUCACCAAAGUUUCAGGGAUCACAUGUCUGGGUCAGAUCACUUAUCACAACAUACUCACAUGUCCAACUUUGAACAGAUGAGUAGGAACUUUGUAUUCAAUGUGUUAAAAUAUUUAAAAAAUAGUAUUAAGUCUGAAAAGAUCUAAAGAAGUUAAAACUGGUUUAGCAUUAAAAACCCACAAAAACAAAAUCCCUACAAAUCUUACAGUAACUACUUCCAUAUUUGCACCCAUGACAGGACCUCCUUUUUGUUUCAGAUCACCAUUUUAAGACACACAACUGAGAGGGAAAUGUUCUUCUGUGUUAUUGUCAAUGUUAGAGUAAACUUUUAAAUGUUGUCUGUUGUGAUGGGAGACCGAGGCAGACAAGAUCAAACAUUAACAUUUCAAAAAUAUGAAAUAUAUACAGGUUACUGCAAGCGUUUCCUUUAAGAAUAACCACCUUUUACUGUAUUGUCUUGUUUGUGGUCACUUCAUUUUAUCGUUCGCUUGUUGGUUUGUUUGUGCGUCUGUAUGUCAGACUGCUUUGUUUUUCAAAUAAUGCAGUUAAAAGUUGCACUUAAGAAACUUUCAAUACGAAAACUGCAGCGGUACUCGAGACAUUUGUCUUAGUUUGUUUUUAAAAAAAUCCUUUCGUCAAAGGAUCUGGAGCCAUGGAUUACUUGUGUGUACAUUUUGUUUUCUGUUCAUAGAAACAUAUAUGUGUGUGAUUUACUGAGUCAUUGUGAUUGUGAACUGCCAAUGCGUUCUCAUCCCAGAGCGUCAAAUCCUGCUGUUCUCUCAGAUGCGGCUUGUGUUGCCAAAUUAUGCAUAAGAUGUCCUUUGACGUCUGGACCUCAACACACUGCCUGUGGCAUUUGUGCACGCUGCAAGUUAAUGGUCCUCUUUAAAGUCCACAUGAGGAGGUUGCAGGGAUGGUGGUGCUGCAACUCAGAAGAUAGUUUGCCAGGAUUCAUUUGUUUGCUUCCUGUUUGAGAGCUUAACACUUUGAAAUGUGGUUUACUUGGUUUUUGCUGGAUGAUUUUAGUUUUCAGGCCUAAUUAUUUCACCACUUUCCUUUCGCUGUACUAACUAACAAAUGCAAAAAUGUGAAAAAUAAAUCCUGAAAGAUGGGGAAAAAUGUGAUCCCAAAGGGUUUUUGUUACACACCUAAUGUCUAAACCUAAAAGGCCACCGUGUGUGUGCGCCAGUGGCUUUACCAAAACGGGAGUAUUAGACGCCAUGAGAACGAGAACGGGCUGCAACCAACUUGACUGCAGAGUUGCAGAGCUGGGUGCCAAUAGUGCAUAUUGUCAUAUUGUUGUUCUUCAGGUUGAAAACUGUACUGUAAAUCAUUUUAUGCAUUCCACUGAGUCUGUCUUUCUGUCAGUGUCACUGCCUGAUUUUUUUUAGUUUUUUCAUUGUGAAAUUUAACUUCAUUAAUUGGUGUUUUUGUCUUUCUGUAGACGAGCCACCGUUGUGGUAAUCCUAGUCAUCACUUCUACUGAGCCUUGAAAGAACAUUAAAGCAGGUUAGGAUUCA